GACUCAUCACAGCAUCAGAAUAGACAAGAAUUCACUGUGAGCUUCACAUCUCAUUACAGCUAAUGGACCAAUCAAAUCAGUCCACAGCUUCAAAACAUCCAAUCAGGCGUGAGUCUGGACCUGGUUUUCUACUGAACACACAAGUUCAUUACCUCACUAUCACUUUGUCUAAACAGGAACGAUGAUCACACUCUUUGUGGCUCUUUACUCUCUGCUUUGUCUCUGCACAACUGGAAACACUUCUGACAUCAAGGAGCUUCAUGUGAAACCAGUAAAGCCUGGAGAAGCUGUAACUAUGGAGUGUAACAUUAGUGGGGACAAAGACAAAAAUAAAUUAGCUUGGUACAGACAGAGUUUUGGAGAAGUGCCUCAUGUUUUUGUAAGACAGUACGGGCAGAGUUUUACAUUUUUUGAUGGAUCUAAUAAUAGUCGCAUCAGUGUUACUGUAAAUAACCAAAAGUUUGAUCUUAACAUUACUGAAAUAAGUAAAGACGAUGGAGGAGAAUAUUUCUGUGGAUAUGUGGAGGGAAGUACAGUAAAGUUCACAUCUGGAACACGUCUGCAGUUUGAAGGUGAAGAGAUGAAACCCUGUCCUACACCUGGAACACUUAACAAGAACACACACUCUGUUACACACCAGGGUUCAAACAGCAGAGAUGGAGAAGGUUCCAGCUCUACUGAUCAGAUGCGUGUGCUGUUCUGGCUCUCUGUUUCUAGAGUUGGAGUUCUUGUCUUCAUUAUUUUUCCAACGAUGCUGAUUGUUUACAAAUUAAAAUACAAAUUUUAAUAAAAUGGA
Messenger RNA from Clarias gariepinus (North African catfish), 796 nucleotides. RefSeq lists its product as uncharacterized. The coding region runs from base 182 to 787 and encodes 201 amino acids. The record is from RefSeq and is a predicted model, not a curated record. NCBI's taxonomy places the organism in Eukaryota, Metazoa, Chordata, Actinopteri, Siluriformes, Clariidae. The transcript is spliced from 4 exons. Gene Ontology annotation, biological process: response to bacterium.